UUCAGGCGUCUGCAGCGAACACUCCCAGAGGGGUCCUUCCGUCGCUGUGUGAGCACGUGUCCUGCAGACGCCGCAGCAGAUCACCGUUAACGGCGCCGCGAUGAUGGGCAGCAAACCGAGCACGAUCGCUGCGGGGGUCUGCGGCGCGAUCUUCAUCGGGUACUGUAUCUAUUUCGACAGAAAACGACGCAGCGAUCCGAACUUCAGAACCAGACUGCGUGAACGGAGGAAGAAGCAGAGAGCUGCUCAGAAUAAAUCUGGACUCGCUGAAUUGCCAGAUCUUAAAGAUGCGGCAGCCGUGCAGAAGUUUUUCCUGGAUGAGAUUCAGCUGGGCGAGGAGCUGCUGGCGCAGGGAGACUAUGAGAAGGGUGUUGAUCACCUGACCAACGCCAUUGCCGUCUGCGGCCAACCACAGCAGCUCCUUCAGGUGCUCCAGCAGACUCUGCCUCCUCACGUCUUCCAGAUGCUACUCACCAAACUACCAACCAUCAGUCAGCGGAUAGUAAGUUCUCCGAGUCUGGAGGAAGAUGACGUGGAGUGAAGCCUGGCAGUGUGAUGAUCCACCUGCUGAUCUUCUGGUGUUUUAU
Carassius carassius (crucian carp) is the source of this 587-nucleotide messenger RNA. It is a transcript of the gene tomm20a, whose product is annotated as translocase of outer mitochondrial membrane 20. Bases 101 to 541 code for a protein of 146 amino acids. Lineage: Eukaryota; Metazoa; Chordata; Actinopteri; Cypriniformes; Cyprinidae. Gene Ontology annotation, molecular function: transmembrane protein transporter activity. Gene Ontology annotation, biological process: protein import into mitochondrial matrix; protein targeting; tRNA import into mitochondrion. The transcript is spliced from 5 exons. The record is from RefSeq and is a predicted model, not a curated record. Gene Ontology annotation, cellular component: mitochondrial outer membrane translocase complex; mitochondrial outer membrane.